AUGGAAACUUAUUUGCUUGAAUUUAUUGAAGCUUUUACACAUUUAAUACUUUAUAUAACAAAUGUUUAUUCUUAUGAAUAUUUUGAAAAAAGAAGAAAGCUUAAUACUUUAAUAUGGCAUUGUACAAAUAUACAAGUAGAAAAAUAUAUACAACAGGCAUUAUAUCCAAUAAAAAGAAUUUUGUUAAAUAAAAGUUUAUAUAAAUAUAGAAUCACUUUAAAAGAUUUGAAAAAUGAGGUAUUGAAUAUAUUUACCAUUGAGUUUGAACAAUUUUACAAAACUUAUGCACAAUUUAGUUAUUCUUCUUUUGAACAGUUUGUUUGGGAUUUUUUUACUUACAUUGAAAUGCAAAUAUACGAAUAUUAUGAUACAGAAAAAACAUUUGAAAUAUCUUUUGAUGUCUUGAAAGAUGAAAACGAUUUCUCAUUAAAUGAGAGUUUAAGAGAUGAUUGGGAAUUAAUAUCAUAUGAUAAUCUAGAGGUGUUUGAUAAAAAAAUUUUAAAGAGUAUGAACAUUUCUGAUGGAAAUGUAUCCAAUCCUAUAUGUCAAAUAUAUGUAGAAAGUAGGAAGAGUGUAAAUUAG
Plasmodium gallinaceum is the source of this 582-nucleotide messenger RNA. Its product is annotated as HORMA domain protein, putative. NCBI's taxonomy places the organism in Eukaryota, Apicomplexa, Aconoidasida, Haemosporida, Plasmodiidae. Bases 1 to 582 code for a protein of 193 amino acids. The transcript has 7 exons. The record is from RefSeq and is a predicted model, not a curated record.